Messenger RNA from Aspergillus costaricaensis CBS 115574, 717 nucleotides. RefSeq lists its product as uncharacterized. The coding region runs from base 1 to 717 and encodes 238 amino acids. The transcript has a single exon. Lineage: Eukaryota; Fungi; Ascomycota; Eurotiomycetes; Eurotiales; Aspergillaceae. The record is from RefSeq and is a predicted model, not a curated record.
AUGAGUGGUCUGACGUCUGAUGUACUCACUGGCUCAUGGGCUGUAGACGAGGAGCACCGCGAGUGCCGGAAAGAAUACUCAGAUUCCAAUGAUCUAUGCAAUCAGACCGGAGAUAACCUCAUACGGAGCCGAAGAGUCUCGAACUUGGCCGUCUCUAUAGGCUCAAUUACCCCCGCUGUCGAGCAGAAUGUCUCAGGGUCUGUAAGAUGGGCAACCAGCUCAAUGCGUGCUCCAGAUCACCGUCAGAGUGGAGUUAUCCGAGUCAUUGACUUGGUGUCAGACCUGGUGCAUUCCGGAUUACCAGAUUGGGAAGUCUUCCGGACCUUCCGGGCGACGGGAUUGGUCAAUUGUAUAUCAGCAAUGCACAUCCGCUUUGAUGUUCCACCCUGUUUAGCUUCUAGGUUGGCUUUGGCGAUAGCGGAUGAACACACCCAUCAGUUCUGGAAGGGGCCGUCCAGCCUCACAAAACCAACCUCGUCACGAAUAGUACAAGGUGGGUUUCCGAUUAUGAAAAUCUUAGAUUUGAACGAUCGGGUUGAGACCAGCGUAGACGAAGCUGAUGUCAGCAUCAGCAAGUCCCACUCCAAUUGGUCCCUACACUAUAACUCCCGCUUCUCCUUUCAGCAUCUCCGGAACCUCGCAUCCUUCAAGGCUACGCCAAUCAAAGUCCACGAAGCUUACUUCAUGAUGCCCUUUCUAUAUCCUAUCCCCGCGUAA